AUGCGGGACUCAGAGAUUCCUUCAGUGGACAUGACUGUAUUCCGACGCAAUAUCCCGGCUCCAUCACAAAUGGGUCCGAUCCUAGGAAGAAGCUCGUAUAUUGACGAUAUCGCCCAUGAGGCGUCGACCUGGGUCCAACUAUGUGAGGUCCUGGACGCGUUGUUGUACAGACUACCAUACUGGAAUAUCUCUGUGAGCUUACCGAAAAGCGAAUUCGGAAAGUUAACCAUCCCAUUCCUCUUUCAUGAAGUGAGUGCGGACGGAAUCAGAGACUUACCGAAGAUUGUCCAAGUCAUAGAGGACUUACCUUUCCCGUCGACGUACAAGGGAGUGCAGUCCUUCUUAGGAAGUCUGAAUUAUUACAACAAGUUUAUUGAAGACUUACCUUUGCCGCUGUGCUCUAUGACCUCGACGAAGAACGUGUACGUGCGGGACGGAACCUGGAAGCUGCAAAGGAUCCUCCAAGAUCGUGUCGACCCGCUGCUGCGACAUCCAGACAGAACCAAACCUUUCGUGAUUAUUCCGCAUGCCAACCCGUGGGCGGCGUGUGCCGUUUUGGGUCAGGAGCAUAAAGGACUCAUACACCCAGUACGAUUUACUGGUAGAGUGUUGAAAGGAUCAGAGGUACGUUACCACAUAGCUGAGAAGGAGGUGCUCGCAAUCUUGCGGACUCUGGAAGUUUUCAGACCUCUGAUCCAUGGAUCAGAAUUCCCAGUUGUGGUGUAUACGCGCUACUCUGUGUUAAAGUGGUUACUAGGGUCCAACACUGCAGAUGGGCGACAUCUGAAGUGGGGGUUGAAACUAUCAAGAUGGACGCUGGGAAUCCAUCGGACUCAGAAAGAUGAGGACGGCCUCGCGGCCAUCCUUGGGUCUGGUAUUACUCCCAGGGAACAUUUAGAUAAAGUUGCAGAGACCCUGAUUCCGUCCUAG
Messenger RNA from Phytophthora megakarya, 930 nucleotides. Lineage: Eukaryota; Oomycota; Peronosporomycetes; Peronosporales; Peronosporaceae. The record is from the annotation of a GenBank genome assembly.